Molecule: messenger RNA, 906 nt
Organism: Anthonomus grandis grandis
Lineage: Eukaryota; Metazoa; Arthropoda; Insecta; Coleoptera; Curculionidae
Exons: 2
Coding region: 93-827 (244 amino acids)
Source: RefSeq, a predicted model, not a curated record
AACACUUAAACAAUGUUACUUUUGAUAUAAAUAGGUCUUUCCGAAUAUUAAUAAUCAUUCUAACAAAAAAAUUGUACCUUAAAAUCUUAAAAAUGUUUAAGUUUUCUGGGUUUGCUCUGAUUGCCCUGGUGGUACUGCAGAUAACUUACUCCAGUUCUUUCGCCAUUGACUCCACAGCUAAAGAUGGAAUAGUAAAUGUCCUGGAAGCCAUCAACAGCAUCGCCUUCAAAAUUGAAACCUACGGCGAUAACCUUUUCGCUGAGAGACUAAAGAAUGAAACUGGAAUCAAAGAAUGGUCCGCCACCCUCCAAACUGAGGCAGCAACUGAGGUGACAAAAUUAUUAUUUCGCGGAUAUGAAAUGGUAAAGGAGAUCCUACUGGCGGCAUCUCCUAGUGACUCGGAAACUAAAUUAUUAAACUGUAUAUCUGCCGAACAAGACAACAUUCUUGCCACCGUUGAUAGUGCGUUCACAAAUAAUGGGUGGUGCAACAACAGGUUGGCAGCUAAUUUAACACGUGGGCUUAAGUCCACAACUGCAGCUCUACUAGAAAUUAAUAGUGAAAUUAAAGAUGAUAUUGAAACUCUUAACAACUGCUCUGACUCAGAUGUUGAAUGUUUGGCUGCUUAUGCCAACCAAGCUGUGUCUCUGGUAAAAGAAAGUUAUGAGCAAGGUGAUUUGGGUACGGGUUUAAAGGAAGUUGUUGCUAUUUAUAAAAUUAUGUUUGGGGAAGAUAUACCUCGAUGCAAUAAGGAAGUACUUUUGCCACAGGUUCAGGAAGGACUAUCGGCAUCUAUUCAGAAUGUUCUUGAAUGCUCAACCACAUAGACCUGGAAAUAUAUAUUGUAAAAAGUUUUUAAAUAAAAAAAAUGUUUCUGUGAAAAAUUGGAAGCAAGUAUUUACCACA